AUAAUCUUUCAGUUGAUCCACAACUUUGCUCCAUAUAGUGUUUUAUUCUGUCAGCAUGUGUACAGUGUUUCUGUGUGCUCUUAAACAUACACUCAGCGUCUGUACAGGCAACUUCAGACAUGUUCCUAAAUCACGCAUUUAUCCUUACACAACACACACACACACACACACAAGUUCAGAAACUCCUGUCUGCAAUGAUCUGGCUGUAAAUGUCAAACCUGGACUCCUGUUCACAUUAUUUGUGUGUGUGUGUGUGUGUGUCUGCUGUUUUAUAAAUAAUUUAAAGCAGUAGUAUUAGCAUAUUUCUGUAACAUGGCGAUGAACACAUCCGUUUCUUCACACUUCUCCGCUUAUAAUUUGGGGUUUUAGCAGAGCUUUUACACUUGGCUGCUCUGACUCAGUGUCUUUGUCUAAUCUCUCACGCUGAGGAAACGUCUCCACCACAGUCAGAGAGACAUGAUGGCCGUCUGUCUCGCUGUCCGAGUGUGUGUGUGUGUGGCUGGCUGGAGGGUUUAAAAACCGUCCACUGGCUCUGUCACUCCACAGAAGCCUCAGAGGUACAUGGGACUGAAGAGCUGCUCACAGUACAGUAAUAAUGGAAAGGCAGGUGUCUUUGCUGCUGCUGUGUGUGUUGAGGAUCACUGAAGCUUUUCCUGUUUCCUCACAGCUGAGUUUGGCUCCGUCCCAAUCCUCCCCUGGCUAUACCCUCCUGGUCCCUGUUAGGGUUCUUGGCUUAAAUGGACCACAGUUGGUUCUAGUACCAGUGAAUACUGACUGGAGAACACAGAGGAACCAGAACCCACCGGCUCAGCCUGAACAGACACUCACAGUACCCGAGCAGCAACACAUGACGAAUCAGAACUUGUUGGAAAAUCAGAAUGUGAACAAUCCAUUCCUGCAGCUACCAACAGUCUCACCUGACACACCCUUACCUGAGAAUCCCCUCCCACAGGGACAGGUGUUGCCACCAGUCUGGAACUCCAUUCCUGGUGUGGUCCCUCUGCAGCCUGGAGUGACUGACCAGAUUUUUGUCCCUGUGUGGGCGCCGCCUGCUGGAGGAGCAGCUGGAGGACAGAGACAGGUGGUGUCUGUUGCUCAGCCAGCAGCACUGUCCAAUUCCGCAAGCUCAGAGGAGGGUGAUGCUCAGGUGAUCUACAUAUUGCCGAUCAGUGCUGAGAUUCCUAACAUGGGAAUAGUGGAGGGAGGACAGGGUGGUGUUGAUGCUGAACUAAGCCCUAAUCCCAACGCUAACCUUCACCUUAAACCUGAGACCAACCCUAAUCCUGACCCUAACCCAGGUCACCUGCAGCUCCACCCCACCUCUGCCCCAGGCCCUGCCCCUGGCACCACUCCUAGCCCUGUCCUUCCUGCAGGUGUCCAGGAAACAACUUACCCUCUUGGAAAAGUGCCCCCUAGUAUGGGUGCAGGUCAGAGGACACAAACCUGAGGCUUGGAUGGGUGGAUGUGCACACACACACACACACACACAUGAUUUGAUUUUGGUGUAUUUUGAUGGCCCAUGUUAAUUUGUUCCUAAAUUUUAAUUGAAAUUAUAAAAUUGUAAUAAAAUCAUUCUGUAAACUGUGAACUCAUUUUCUUUUAGUAAGUUAAAGAUGUUUUUG
Messenger RNA from Hemibagrus wyckioides, 1622 nucleotides. RefSeq lists its product as uncharacterized. Lineage: Eukaryota; Metazoa; Chordata; Actinopteri; Siluriformes; Bagridae. The transcript is spliced from 9 exons. The record is from RefSeq and is a predicted model, not a curated record. The coding region runs from base 596 to 1447 and encodes 283 amino acids.